CAUAUCAUCUCCCCGUUUUCUCCUCCUCUUGGGUGUCGCCCUUUUCAUUUGGGAUGGCGGCCUGGUUCACAAGGUCUGGAAACAUUGCCCACCAUGUCAAGAGAAACAUGGGCUUCUUCUUCCGACCAGCUCCGACUCUGAGCGACUCUUCUUGGAGUCGUUCACCUGCAUGCCUCGGAAACUCCCCCGCCCUGCUCUGGGCUGGGCGUUUGGAAUCCACUAGAGCUCAGAAACUUGUUGAUUCAGAUUCUGAGAAUGAUGCCCCCCUCCGAGAUGAUGAUCAGGCCAUAGAUUUUCCCGGAGGAAGGGUGAUGCUUACUUCUGAAAUGCAAUUUAUCCCAGGUAACCCUCAACAGAGGGUCCACUGUUAUCAUCUUAUGAAUAACGACGGCCAAACAAAUAUGUGCAGCAGUUUUGAACAGGUGAGCAAGGAAGUUGCAGUGAAGAUGUACAGCGACAUGAUCACCCUUCAAAUAAUGGACACCAUCUUCUAUGAAGCACAGAGGCAAGGAAGAAUUUCCUUUUAUCUCACAUCAGUUGGAGAAGAAGCCAUCAACAUUGCAUCUGCAGCUGCACUCUCUCCAGAUGAUAUUGUCAUGGCACAGUACCGGGAGCCUGGAGUUCUGCUGUGGCGUGGUUUCACACUGCAAGAAUUUGCCAACCAGUGUUUCGGAAACAAGGCUGAUUAUGGCAAAGGCAGGCAGAUGCCCAUCCAUUAUGGGUCUAAGAAGCUCAACUACUUCACUGUGUCAUCGCCCCUUGCCACACAACUUCCCCAAGCCGUGGGUGCUGCUUAUUCACUUAAAAUGGAUAACAAGGAUGCAUGUGUAGUGGCAUACUUUGGGGAUGGUAGCACCAGUGAGGGUGAUUUCCAUGCCAGUCUAAAUUUUGCUGCUGUCAUGGAAGCUCCUGUUAUUUUUCUGUGUCGCAACAAUGGAUGGGCCAUCAGUACCCCUACAUCAGAACAGUUUCGAAGUGAUGGCAUUGUUGUCAAGGGUCCGGCGUAUGGAAUCCAAAGCAUCAGGGUAGAUGGGAAUGAUGCUCUAGCUGUUCAUAACGCAGUUCGUGCGGCUCGUCAAAUGGCGAUUCACGAACAGAGGCCUAUACUAGUUGAGGCCCUUACAUAUCGGGUAGGACACCACUCUACAUCGGAUGACUCCACCAAGUAUCGGCCGGUUGAUGAGGUUAAGCACUGGGAAAUGGGUCAAAACCCUGUAAAUAGAUUCAGAAAAUGGGUUGAAAGGAAUGGGUGGUGGAGCGAGGAAGAUGAGUCUCAGCUCCGGAGCAGCAUCAGGAAGCAGCUUCUGCAAGCAAUUCAAGUUGCAGAAAAAAUGGAGAAACCCCCACUUGCAGACUUGUUCAGUGAUGUUUAUGAUGUUCCACCAUCGAUCCUCUUCGAGCAGGAACAGCAGCUUAGAGAAACUAUCAAAAGGCACCCACAAGACUAUCCCUCUGAUGUUCCUGUUUAGGCCAUGCUCGUGAAUGAAAUUCUAGGAAUUCUAACUCUGGAAAGAUUUAAAUUUCAGAAAUGGCCAUGGGAAGCAAACGAAAUAAGGCAUCUUGGGGCAUUUCUUUGUGAUGUAACAGAGAAGCAUAGAAAUCAAAAUAAACAAAUAAAAAACCAGAGAGGAGAAGGUUAUAUGAUUCA
Molecule: messenger RNA, 1648 nt
Organism: Vitis riparia (riverbank grape)
Lineage: Eukaryota; Viridiplantae; Streptophyta; Magnoliopsida; Vitales; Vitaceae
Product: 2-oxoisovalerate dehydrogenase subunit alpha 1, mitochondrial-like
Exons: 9
Coding region: 54-1469 (471 amino acids)
Biological process (GO): branched-chain amino acid catabolic process
Molecular function (GO): oxidoreductase activity, acting on the aldehyde or oxo group of donors, disulfide as acceptor
Source: RefSeq, a predicted model, not a curated record